AUGGAAGCAAUUAAAGCAGGCAUAGAAAAAGUUAAGGAAGCAGUCGAUACCAAAAAGGUCGAGCAAAAAUUAGAAAAAGCUAAUGAUCCAAAUGUAAAACCAAGUGAACGCUUAGAAGCUCAAUUAGAAGCGGACAUAGCAGCAGCUAAAGCCGCCGAUCAUCAUGAUAAAGCUGAAAUUCAUGUCAGCAAACAUGUUGCCCACUAA
Rotaria sordida is the source of this 207-nucleotide messenger RNA. The record is from the annotation of a GenBank genome assembly. NCBI's taxonomy places the organism in Eukaryota, Metazoa, Rotifera, Eurotatoria, Philodinida, Philodinidae.